Molecule: messenger RNA, 1887 nt
Organism: Stylonychia lemnae
Lineage: Eukaryota; Ciliophora; Spirotrichea; Sporadotrichida; Oxytrichidae
Source: the annotation of a GenBank genome assembly
AUGUAAAACUAAAAUGAAGUUGGAAUGGCAUCAUUGAUAAUGAAUUCAAAAUCACAUUAUGACUAAUAAUAGAAGCAAUAUAUUAGAAAUGUUUCGAAUUCCCCUUAGAGAAAUCCAAGCAUACAUACGACUCAGUCUCCAGCAUUUUAGGGACCAAAGGCUAAAGGUCUAAAUAAUUCAUUUUCACAUGAGAGUGCUAGUCCUUUUACUAAAAAUGCUUAAAUGAUCCUUAAUGACUAUGGACAUCCAAUGUAAUAACUGCCGCAAUAAAUGAAUAAUAUUAAUCAAUAAUACAAGCCAGUUACACCAUUGAUAAAUAAUCAGCAAUAAUUCUAGAUACUCUAACCAAUCUAAUCUUAGCAAUAUCUAGGGGGUUAUGUUUAAAAUCCUCAAAUGAUCUAAUAGUAGUCUUUUCAACCUUAAUAACAAAAUAUGAUCUACAAUAAUAAUCUUAAUACCACUCCUCAGUUUUAAGAUAAUAUGAAUUUUGGAAAUUAGAUUUAACCAUAGCAACAGAAUACGAACCAAUCGUUUUCAAAUGCACCACCUUCUGGUAUGCCAAAUCAAUUAAAUGAAAGUUUCGUAAUAGACAAUAAUUACAAGCCAACAGAUUCAUUUAAAAAUCCAUGGACUACAAAACCAAGACCUAUGAAUGGAUUUAUGGAUCUAAAUCCGAUAGUCUACGAGCGUUAGGAAAAGGAGAAAUAAGACCUGUAAAAAGUACUAUAAGAAUAAAUUGAGGAGAAGAAAAAGAGAUAGGAUCUAGAGAAAAGAAAAAAGCUAAUGGAAGAUUAAUACUAUGAAGAAAAGAUUGCAAGGGAUAGAAUGGAAUUAGCAAUGAAGGAAUAGCAAGAAAGAGAAGCAUAAUAGUAAAAGAUAUAAAAAAUCUAAGAGCAAAACUAGUAGCUAUACCAAGAAAGGUAAAAUGAAGUGCCUCCUCCAAAAAGUAAGAGGAGACCACCUUCACCUAAAAUUGAAGAGGAUAUAAAAGUAGAAUUACUAUAAUAGCCAGAUCCUAAGAAAGAUAAAAAGGAAAAAAAAGAAAAAAAAGAAAAAAUAAAAGUAUAGACUACGAUAAAUGACUAAUAAUUAAAAAAUGAUUUAAAUGAAUUAUCCAUGACUUUUAAAGGAGAACUUGAGAGUAUGAGGUAAGUAAUAUAGAAUCAGGAUGGAAGUCUGAAGGAUGAAGUUAAGAAAUUAUUAGAUUAUUAAAAAUAAACUGAUCAAGAUAGAAAUAGAGCAAUAUAAGAAAUCUAAAAGUUAAGGGAAGAAUUUUUAAGAUAGCAAGAGAUUAAAUAGGAAUAGCAGUGGGAUUCGUUGUCUAGAUCAGCUCAUUGGUCAAAGUUCAAAGAAGAAGAUCCAAUAUCUAAACGCUAAUUUGAGAGCGAGAUUAAGCUUAAGACUAUUCUCACAGAUGGCUACUUUGGUCAAGAUGGAGUUCUAAGAAAUAAGAGAAUCUAGAGUUUGAAGCAUCAUUCUGACCCAAAUAUCAGCUAGAAGAGCAAGGACUCUUUUUAUUAGUCAUCUAAAUUCCUAGACACUAAGAACUUCCCCUUGAAUAAAAAAGAUAAUGAUGAAACAGAAUUCAUUAGAGAUCGAAAUAUUGAUAGAUUGAAACUGCUUUAGCAUUAUGAGGAAAAUGUAAAGUAUAAAAAUGGUUUCAAUUAUUUCAAAUAUACUGAUCAAGAGCAAGAAGACUUGAGCUUUAGACUUAAAAAAAUGGAUAAUUAACUUUACAAUCUGCUUAAUCCUGAAGCUGAGAGAGUGAAGAUAAAAAAUGUACCAUACAAUCUAAGUUCUAAUUAUGAUGUGUACGACCAAUAAAAGCAUUCUGAAAGUAAUUACUAUAGAGAAGGUAUAACUUAAUUAAGUUUUAAGGUUGAGUGA